Messenger RNA from Schistocerca piceifrons (Central American locust), 831 nucleotides. Its product is annotated as vegetative cell wall protein gp1-like. The record is from RefSeq and is a predicted model, not a curated record. The transcript is spliced from 6 exons. The coding region runs from base 1 to 831 and encodes 276 amino acids. NCBI's taxonomy places the organism in Eukaryota, Metazoa, Arthropoda, Insecta, Orthoptera, Acrididae.
AUGUCAGUUGAUGAAGAUGACUUGGUGCCAUUAUGGAAGAAACUGAUAAUUCUAGAUGCUAUAAAUGGGAUUUCUGAUGCCUGGCAGGAAGAUUUCAGUGAAGAAAACUUGAAUGAGUGGAUGGAGAUCAACAAAUGCAAACCCUGCUUCCAGUAUGUGCCUGACACCAAAAUUGUGACUGCUGCUUUGCAACAAAACAAUGAUGAAAACACAUAUUCAAGACUGUUAAAAAAUGACUUUCCUGAUCCAAAGUGGGCAUUAGAAAAUCUUACUUCUGUAUAUCUUCAAUACAGUAAUGCACAUGUGAAAAUAUACUUCAUAAAACUCGACCCCGGCGAGAAGCUGCUAACAGACAAUCCGUCGUGGGCGCCCGACAAGGAGCCAGAACCAUCUCCAAUGGACCCGUGGCUGAGUUACAUGGUGCCUGUCGUGCAGCAGAAGCCAAAAGAAGAACCAGAGGCACACAGCACGCCUCAGCCGUCGCCAGUUACGGAAGCAUCUCCCAGCAGCGUGUCAGCACCCAAGUCGGCCGAUGAGGAUCGGCCCGGCGGCCUGUCGGAGCAGCUGUACACGCGAUACCAGCCGUCUACGGAGUGGCCUCCCGCAGCGGUUGAGUCGGCACUGCGACACAGCAAGGAGCCGGCGAAGCCCAAACCACCGGCAGAAUCGCCGCCCAAGGGGCAGACACGGCCGUCUCGUGGCGGACGUCCUUCAGCCAGCAGCCGCAAAUCAAAAGAGGCCGCUCCGCCAUCUCCGCUGCAAGCUGAGCCCAGCGACAUUCGUCGAGCACGGCUCCCUCCAAUCAAGGUAUGUGUUCUAGUCUCGAGGUGA